This is a messenger RNA of Drosophila busckii, 2253 nucleotides long. Its product is annotated as E3 ubiquitin-protein ligase RNF25. Bases 86 to 1198 code for a protein of 370 amino acids. The transcript has 3 exons. Gene Ontology annotation, molecular function: ubiquitin protein ligase activity; protein binding. Gene Ontology annotation, biological process: protein ubiquitination. Lineage: Eukaryota; Metazoa; Arthropoda; Insecta; Diptera; Drosophilidae. The record is from RefSeq and is a predicted model, not a curated record. Gene Ontology annotation, cellular component: nucleus.
CGUCUAAAUUGAUUUUUAAAAUUUCCAGGAAUAAAUUUAGCAAAUUGUAAGGAAAAUCUUUUUGAACGCACAGAGAACAACGAAAAUGGAUGCUUUGUCAGAGGAGCUCGAGUCGCUGGAGGCGAUACUCAUGGACGAUGUGAGAAUUGUUCGUGGGCCAAAUGAUGUUGUUGAAAGCAUUGAGACUACAGUGCAACCACUGACUGGCGAGGAGGAUGAUCAAAAGUAUAUCUGUGUGACGUUAGCAGUACUGCCGCCAGCUGGAUAUCCCGAUGUAAGUCCCAAUUUCAAGUUGUUGCGUCCGCGCGGCCUGGACGAUGCACGUAUUGAGGACAUACGCAACGCCUGCAAUGCAAAGAUCAAGGAGUCGCUGGGCUUUCCCGUAGUCUUUGACCUAAUCGAGGUGGUGCGCGAGCAUUUGACUGGCAGCAAUCUGCCCAGCGGCCAGUGUGUGAUCUGCUUGUAUGGUUUCUGCGAUGGCGACGAAUUUACACGCACCGAGUGCUUCCACUAUCUGCAUAGCUAUUGCCUGGCGCGUCAUUUAAACGCGCUGCGUCGCACUUAUCAGGAGGAUUUCGACAAGUUGCCCGGCUGGCUGCAGAAGAGUGCCAAGCCCUUUCAGGCUUUGUGUCCCGUUUGUCGUGAGCACAUAAACGAUGAAACCGACAGCCUAAAGUGCGCCAUGCCACCGUCUGAGCUGGAGAAUGCACCGGAGUUUAUGGUAACGCAGGAGCUGCGUGAAAUGCAAGAGCUUAUGUCGCAGUUGUAUCUGCAGCAAAAAAGUCGUGGCGCCAUUAUCGAUGUGGAAGCCGAAAGUGGCACUAUUAUUUCCAUAGAGACCGAGGAGGAUGUGCGCAAUCGCGAGGAGGCCGAAGCCGUCAAGAAGCUGACAGCACAGGAGCCGGCCAGCAGCACGACACUGAUGAAGCCGGUGGCUAGCAGCUUUGCGCCGGUUGUUCAAGAGACGCAGCGCGCCAUGCCGGAGCCUACCAACAACAAUUAUCAGCAUCACAAUCGUCGUCACUAUCGCGGUGGCCGGCGUCAUCAGCAUCAUCACCAUCAUCAUCGCGGAGAGCGCGCCGAGGCUGCACAAAGCUCUGGAGCUGCUGUGCCUGCUGCAGCGGCAACUGCGACAACUGGCGCUGGUGCAGGCAAACAGACAAAGGCGCAGACUGCUGGUGCCGCUCAUACCAGGUGACCUUGGCGCGGCACCAGGCUGCUGCAACAUCCAGUCGAGAUCAACUCAAAAGACACACUACGGAUUGCGGCCCUGACGCUAUCAUCAAUGCCACUGCUGCUGCCAUGCUGCUAAUAGAUACUAAAAGCCAACAAAACGCUUGCGACAAAGCCCGUUCCGUUCCCCCCACUACUUCAUCCGGCUGCCGCUGCCGCCGCUCCGGAUUGACAUUCUGGUUAUAAGUAGUUUUAAUUUAUGAAGCACUCGUUUCUGUGAACUUUAGUUUAUGCUCGGCGAUUGAUCAGCCUUGGUAAUUGAAUUUUAUUAUUUAAACUUGCGUAUUUUUUUUUAGUUAGACUUAGCGUGCCGGGUUAGCUAAUUUCUAUUAAAUAUGUAUUUACUAUGAUAUAUUUAGUUUUAUGUUUACGAUAUAUAACGAUAUAUAUUUGUAAUUGCUUACAAAAGACUUGCGGCAUAAUGCCGACGAUAUUAUCGAAUUAAAAUACGACUAGGGCAUUGAUAACUAAUAAGAAGUAUUUAGCAGCACCAACUGACAGCGCUGGCGUUGACGUACACACACACACACACACACACAGAUACACGAAUCUACACUAAUACACGACUAAAUGGUGGUUACCGAACUUACUAUACGCAUAAUCUGCAUGUACACUCGAUGUUUAGCAUAAAUGUUUUUUCUUGACUCUCCUUGACUUUGACAUAUAGCACAAAAUACGUAUCUACUUGACCGGAUUAGCACUUGGACUAAAGCUGUAGCUUCGACAUAUUUUCUUAGCAGCGCUAUUCUAGUCAGUUUAGUCUUAAUACAGGUAGCAUCACACAAAAAUAAGUAAAAAAAAAAAACAAAACUUAUAUUUAUUAAUACGACGAUACAUACAUAAACGAUCUUCAUGUGUUUGAAUGUCUAACCAAAGACUAUACAAUAAUAUAAUAUAGUCUCUGGUCUAACUAAUUGAAUGUUUUUGUGUAGCAUACAAUAAUACAUUUCGAUCGACGAAGAUACAACAAAACAACAAAACCAAAUAUCAAUGUGUCAAAAAUAAAUCUGAAAACUUAAA